AAUUUCUCGCGGCUCGGCGCGCCCCGGCCCCGACGCGCCGUAGCGGAGGCGAGCGGGGAGGCGGGACGGGGCGUGGAGAGCGGCGGGGCCGGCGGGAGGACGCGGUGCCCGCGGACGCUCGCCCGGGGCCCAUGCCGCGCCGCUGCCCGCACCCCUGCCGUCCGCGUCCGCGGCCGCCUCCAGCCGCCCGCCCAGGGCUCGAGCGUCCGCCUCGGGGCCCCGAGCGAUGCCCGCUGGGCGCCCGAGAAACUUUGUCGGCUGCUCGGGAGGCAGCGGCGGCCCCGCGCCGCGCUCGGCCAGGCUCGCCACGCCGCGGCCAAUAAAAGGUUUAUGACAUCUGACCAGCAGUGAAGGUAUGCGAGCUCCCAAUUGCCCUGUGUACGCGGAGAAGAGCAGUUUUCCCGUCGCCUGGCAACGCGGCUGACUGACGCAGGGCACGGCCAAUCGCUGCCCCGGAGCCUUCACGUAAAUGGGUCCAGUCAUGCCUGCCAGUAAGAAGCCCGAGAGCUCAGGAAUCAGUGUGUCUAGUGGACUGAGUCAGUGUUACCGGGGCAGUGGCCUGUCCAAGGCCUUCCAGGAAGACGAUGGCCUUGACUUCCCUCUGCCUGAGAUCAGAUUAGAAGAGGGGACCAUGGAAGAUGAAGAGCUGACCAACCUGAACUGGCUGCAUGAGAGCAAGAACUUGCUGAAGAGCUUUGGGGAGUCGGUCCUCAGGAGCGUCAGUCCCGUCCAGGACCUGGACGACGACACCCCGCCUUCCCCCGCCCGCUCGGACAUGCCCUACGAUGCCAGGCAGAACCCCAACUGCAAGCCCCCCUACUCCUUCAGCUGCCUCAUAUUUAUGGCCAUUGAGGACUCUCCAACCAAGCGCCUGCCGGUGAAGGAUAUCUACAACUGGAUCUUAGAACAUUUCCCGUAUUUCGCUAAUGCGCCUACUGGGUGGAAGAACUCAGUGAGACAUAAUCUGUCCCUGAAUAAGUGUUUCAAGAAAGUGGACAAAGAGAGGAGUCAGAGCAUUGGGAAAGGGUCAUUGUGGUGCAUAGACCCAGAGUAUAGACAAAAUCUAAUUCAGGCUUUGAAAAAGACACCUUACCACCCUCCUCCUACUCCUCAGGCUUAUCAAAGCACAUCAGGUCCACCCAUCUGGCCGGGCAGUACCUUCUUCAAGAGAAAUGGAGCCCUGCUUCAAGAUCCUGACAUUGACGCUGCCAGUGCCAUGAUGCUUUUGAAUUCUCCCCCUGAGAUACAAGCAGGUUUUUCUCCAGGAGUGAUACAAAACGGAGCGAGGGUGCUGAGCCGAGGGCUGUUUCCAGGCGUCCGCCCAUUGCCGAUUACUCCCAUUGGGGUGACAGCAGCCAUAAGGAAUAGCAUCACCAGUUGCCGGAUGCGGACUGAGAGCGAGCCGCCGUGUGGCUCCCCGGUGGUCAGCGGCGACCCCAAGGAGGACCACAACUACAGUAGUGCCAAGUCCUCCAAUGCCCGAAGCACGUCUCCCACCAGCGACUCUGUCUCCUCCUCCUCCUCAGCUGACGACCACUACGAGUUUGCCACGAAGGGGAGCCAGGAGGGCAGUGAGGGCAGCUUCCAGAGCCGAGAGAGCCACAGUGAGACAGAGGAGGAUGACAGGAAACCCAACCAGAAGGAGGCCAAGGAUGCCCUGGGGGACAGCGGGUACGCAUCCCAGCACAAGAAGCGACAGCACUUCGGCAAGGCCAGGAAGGUCCCCAGCGACACACUGCCCCUCAAAAAGAGACGCACGGAAAAGCCGCCCGAAAGCGACGAUGAGGAGAUGAAAGAGGCGGCCGGGUCGCUCCUGCACUUGGCAGGGAUUCGGUCCUGUUUGAACAACAUCACCAAUCGGACGGCCAAGGGGCAGAAAGAACAAAAGGAAACCACAAAAAAUUGAAACAAGUCUCUGAUUUGUUUUGAACUUAAUGGCCAUUUGGUUUCAGCAUGUCAGGAGAUUUCUAAUGAUUUGUGGCAAUAUCAGCAAUUUUUUUUUCUUUUUCUUUUUUACUUUUGUUGGUUUGGUUUUCUUUUCUUUCUUUCCUUUUUUUUUUUUUAAUUUGCCCCCCCCUUCCCAGUCCUUUGUUUUUGGACCCUUAAGAAUUUUCUGUUUAAAGGAGAUUGAAGCCAUAGAAACUCAUUGACACUCAGCCGUUUUACAAAAGCUUUUCUUUAUCUGAAGACAAAAACCGAAAAAAAAAAAAAAAAAAGCCAAAAUUAACCAUUGCUUCCUGCAGCCUGUCAGAAACCUGCGGCCAAACCCACAGGGAUGGCAGUGUUGAUGCCACAGGAACACUCAAAAACCACCUGGGCGGCACACAUGCAAGGGCAUCACUCCUCAGGCCCAACCCUUAGGUUUAAAAGUCAGUUGUGUUCAGAGGGAAGCUGGGAAGCGACUGCAGAUACUGAAGAGCCGGCGUCCCCUAGGGUAACCCCAUACCCUGUCCUUGGCAUCCCCCUGUGCCAGAAAAUGGCAGCGGCAUCGCCGUGUGGUAAGCCAGGGCUCGGUUGCCAGUCUUGUGUGCUUCUUAACCCUGAACCUGGUCACAUCUCACAAGUUGACUACUGUUCAGGUAUAUCGGGUGUCUGUGACUGAGCUGGAAAAACAGGGGAAAUUCUUAGAGCCAUUGCUAACCACUGAAUUCUGCUCUAUCUUAAGAGGUUCCAAAAGCCAUAAGCCUGAAGGUUGGCCCUGUGUACACACACACACACACACACACACACACACACACACACGCAUGCACCAGUGCAAAACUCAACAGUGAUGCAGAAAACAAGCUGUGCCCUCUUAACUGCCCAAGUGAAAAGCAAUCAUGUUGAAGAAAUGACAGUAGCUGUUAAGAAAGGAAAAAUGGUACAGGAUUCUUUCCCAUCUAUACAAUCUGAUCCAAGUCGGGAGGGGGGUGUGCUACGGAAACUGCCAUUAGUAUUACGGUGUCUUUCUAAGAGGUUAAAGGCGCAUUGAUGGACACGAAAAGCAAAAUCAUGGCAAAAAAUACAACUCCUGUUCUGCCCUCAAAAAGGGUUUGCAAUUAAUGUCAGGACUCAUUUUUUUGCAAAAAAGAAAAAAAAAAUCAGUGAUUUUUCACAUUCAGCCAGUUUAGCCAGCAGAAAUUUCCGAUCCACAAUGCAUGGAUUCCUUCGAAGAAAAAAAAAAAGAAAAAGAAAAAAAAAUCACAAAAACAAACUUUUUUUUAUUCAAAAAUAACAAAGUUCUUGUAAGGUAAAUAAUGUAUUUAGCAUGAAGCAUGAAUUAUUUUCAUAUAAAUAUAGAAAAUAGAGAGAAGGCUAUGCCUCUAAUUUUUAAGCCCUUAGGCUUAGAGGUUCUUUUUUUUUUUCCUUUCUUUUUGUUUCUUUUUUUCCCCUUUUUUCUUUCCUUCCUUCCUUUUUUCCCUUUUUUUUUUUUUUUUUUGUUGUUAUUUUGUUUUGGUUUUUUGAAGCAGGUGUUUAAGGUUUAACCUUCUUCAGGGACAAAUUCUGACUGUUGGGGAACUUACUCUGCAAUAUAAAUUAUUCUCACGCUCUGGUAGGGCUUGGAUGGUUGAGCUCUAUACUGCCUUGUCUGCACUCAGCCCCGACCCCUCUGAUUCUCUAUUGAAGAGUGUGUCCUUCCCUUUGUCUGUAUGUCUUUAACAUGACGCAAUAAUUCGAGGGCAAACAGUAGUGUGUAUGAUAGAAUCAAGAGAAUUACGGGACGCUUACUUGAGAAGAAUCAUUACCAUGAUUUGGUUCCAGGAAAAAGGCAGUGAAUAAUUAUGCAAAUUCGCCAGAAGAAGGGGAAACAUGCUAAUGGGCCUUAUUGGGUGAGGGUAAGAGAUAGGGUACAUGGGUAGGAGGAAGUAGGUGAUAAAGGGGUCAGAUGGGCCUACUCCUUCCACUGCGACUGCGUGGUUUCCCAGUGAGAAGGGGUCUGGCCGUCUCUGCCGCUUCAGCACAGUAACCACCUUGGGACUAAGACCACCUAGAUUGCAAGAGCUUGAAUAAACAACCAGACCAUGUCACACAAGCCAGAAACUCCAGUUACCUUUGCCAAAAACAAAAAAAAAUAAUAAUUUUUUUUCCUUGAGGUCUAAAGAGAAAUCCCUAAAACAAUAUGGCUUCCCAUCCAAAUGGAGGGAUCUUUUUUUUUUUUAAAGAACCAAAACACUACCCGGGCUCAGGGUCAGAUGUUUGGGAGAAAGAGGAAACUGAGGUGACCUUGAACCUUUGAAACAGGGCAGUAGUGGGCCUUUAAAGCUUUGUCCACCUGUCAGAACCAGGUAUCGUAGCAACGGCAACAGCCUGGAAGGACCCAUGGUCAUCUGGUGCAUUCCCCCAACCUAACCUGAGUGCAGCUUUAGAAAGAAUGGGGGGCUCCCGCUUUCGAGGGGGGCACUAGAUAUCUCCCCCACCUCACCCAAGCCUGGGCUCUCUCAGCUUGGGGGUUCAGGGUCAGAUGAGAGUGUGGCAAGUUCUCCAGUGCUCUGGGCCCUCUUUAUCCACAAACCUCUGAUGACCCACAAGCCAUCCACAGCUCUGGAACCUGAGCCCCACUUGAUUUCUGUUGUUACCUAACCAAGCCCAAAAAAGGCCAUUAUACCCCUACCCACACCCCGCCCCCAAGAUGUUCAAACUCAGACCUGAAGGUAAAGGUGAGCACUCAGCACUGUUUCUGGCAGGGGACUUCUUCCGAUGAAAACCCCACGUGGGCUGUCUCCCCUCCUUUCAUUUUUUUCCCGAAGGGGCAGAGGCCUCCUUCAGAGAUAACAAGAUGCAGUGUGUGUGUGUGAUUUACUUUUCUGAUCUCGCUGAGAUCUGGAAAACUAUCUUAUACAAGUGUGUUCUGAACCCCAGAACCACUCUUUUUGCAUAAAUACCUCAUCGGGCAGCUUUCUAAGUGUUAUUUUCCUGAGCCUCCCUUGGCACCUUCGUUGGAAUUUUCUGGAAGACUUGUUGGGGAAACUUUAGUAAGGGUACUUUUUUCUAUUUUCCUUCUGUUUUGGGAGGCAUACACAUGAUGCACAACCAAAACAAUGGCUCAAUUGUGUUCAACUCUGUAUUUUGACUGUUGAGGCGAAAACAAAGUUAUCAAUGUGUAUGUGGCUGUUUGUAGCGAAGUCUGCCGAAUGAGGCUGUCCACGUCCUUAACAAGCCAAGGGGCGGGAGGCACCCUCUCUUUCCCCUCCCCCAAGAGCAGUAGAGAAUUUAAGCACAAGCCUAUUUGUGAAAGAAUAUUUUGAUUAAGUGUAAUUCACUUUAGUCUUGGACUUUUCUUCCCAAACGUCAGGUGUUCUUUUAGCUUUCAAACUAGCCUGUGUAUCCAUUAGUCUGACAGAUCACCUGAGCAGUGUUAAAGGGGCGUGGUGUUUUUCUUUCUUCCUUUCUUUCUUGCAUUUCUCCUAUGGGGAGAAGUGGUGAUUCAUGUGUCAUUCCGGUAUAUCACAUACUCACAUUGGGGAGGGGGGGAGGGGGCAAACGGGGAACUAUAGCAAUAUUUACAGAUGCUUUGGAAACACAUCAGCACCGUGAUAGAACAACUACUGGCUGUCGGCCCUCGGACACACCUAAGAGAAGAGGUUCGCUUUCUUCUCUUAGGUGAAAUACACAUCGUCAUUUUUAUCCUAGUCUUGAUAGUCUCUCCUCUUUCUCCAGUACUUUGUGGAAAGGGUUUGCAUCAUAAGAUUUUUCUUUGGAAUAUAUCGCCAAACUCCUACUUCCCUCCCUCUCUCCAGUCAGUAUAUUUUUCAAGAGUUCUUUCAGUAAAGCUGGCUCUAUGAAACUAAAGCUGAAGCAAACCCGCAUGCGGAUGGUGGCGUAAGGAAACCGUGGUCAGGAUGCCUGAGGCAGGUCUCCAUCUCGAGGCUGAGUCUUUAAGGAGGAAUGGGUUGGUGCCCUUUCCUGAGAAUGGGUUUUUUUUUUUCAUGUCCAGUGCUUUCUCUUCAUAGCAGUUCCUACCACGGGGCAUUCUAGGAGGAGUAUUGUGUUUGGUGGUACCCAGGCAAGAGAUGGGGUGGCUUUGGUGCCUAGCCUAAAGUCCACAGCAGGCCCAUUUGCAGCACCCCAAGCCACCAAUCUGGGUUUUAGUGGUGCCACUCUGGGACCUCUGGCCUCUCCCUGCAGGGAAGGGGCCUAGGACAUGAUGCCAGAGUUCCAGACAAAUGACCUUCAUGGGAGGCUUUUCCAUAUAUGAAAUUAGAUUAAAUUCAAUGUGAUUUCUUUUUCCCCUUUCAAAUCGCAUUCAGGUUGGGACUCUAUUUCUUUCUGGUGGAUCACAGCUGCCCAGAUGUUGCAAUUGGUUUCUGUGUUUCUAUAGAGAAGUCCUUUUCUUUCAUCUUCAGGAGUUCUUCGAUUUUUUUAUUUUUUUAAUUUUUUGGCCACCAAAAGAAAACAUUGGAACAUAUGCCCCCUCUUGAUUGUGACUUACCAGUGUUGACAGUUCAGUCCUUUGUGUUGUAGGUCCCAGCCCACCAGUACUAUAUCAAACACUGUUAGGCACAUGAUGCAGCACUGUGAUCUAAUUUAAAUAAUACUUUUUUAUUAUUUAUACUACUAUAUAUAAUAUACAUCAACACUUUUGCUAUAUAACCUAAGUGAUAAACCCUUUUAGUUACCUGUCAGACUCUAGACUUUGGUUUCUAUUGCAGUUAACACAGUUACAGAAUUGUAAUGGUGUCUUGUUUUUUCAUUUUUGUUUUCCUUUGUAACGGAAUGUGUAAAUCAAAGUAUAUACAUUGUGUGGUGUUCCUGUUUCUUGGGAUGUCAUGAGGAGUUACACACGGCAUUCAGUGUUCUGUAUAGACCCGCCCACCUUUGUGAAUUCAUCCGUUAAACUCCUCUUCCUUUGAGAGCGCGCCAGCCGUGGUGGCUAGCUCCCAGCGUCCUCUCUCCUGCUGGCUAUUCUUGAAUUAAGCACAGACUCGUCCACUCGGUUGCUUUAUCAUGAAUAAGGGGUGUGACCUGGUCACUCUUCCACCCUUCAGCAAACAAGUGCUAGCUUCACUGACCAAAAAUUAAGGAAGGAAAACAUCACCUUUGAAACGAUCCACCUUUUCAUGGCCGAAACGGAUGUUAGUCUAUGGUGCUGCCUCGUGCUGCCGAGCUUCUGGAACGAGACCGCUGUGGAAUGACCAUUUCUGACUUGCUGUGGGAUGCUCGCCAGCAUCCUGCCUGUCUCCUUAGUAUUGGAAGUCGAGACUCUUUAUCUGGGAUCUAUACAGCAGCGUUGCUCCACUGUUUCUCACUUGCAAAAGCGGAGAAUGCGCCUUCUCCGCCCUUUUGCAAAGAAUUGAUACUCCAUAUUGGAUUCUCUAAAGACUUCGAUAUGGUGAUCCUGUCAAACCUAGAAGCUGUAUUUUAUCUUUUCAUACCUGGUUUUCCCAUUUUCCCCGUUUUAGAGAAAACAGCACACUUUUGGUUGUGGACACAUUCACCAUUUCUUGAGUAGUAUGUGUGUUGAAGCCAUCCAAGGUCAUAGCUGGCUCCGCCAGUCUCGCCAUUGUCCUCACUGCCUGUACUGCCAUGGUGGACACUGGGAGGGAAAGAGUAUCUGUGUGUGUCUGGGAAACGGCUACAUGGGCAUUUGUCUAAUACUCUGUAACAUUUCUGAGUUUUGUUAUAAUUUUUCAGAAAACAAAACAAAACCACCACGAUGAUAAAGCAGAAGACCACAGGUUUGUGGCCGGAUCUUAGGGUCGCCUGACCUUUCCUGGCCAACAGGUCAACAUGGCCAAAUCAAUUUACAAGAGUAAUAAUUUCAUCAGAAGCCAAUUUUUUUUUCUGUGUUUCUGUACGAAACUGCCAAUAUCAUGAACAGAAGGGGAGAACCAUGAAGGAGAAAGAGAAUGCUGAUGGGUGGUGGUUGCAUUAACGUAAAGAGGCGGUGUGGAGAUGGCGCCAUCAGCCAGGCUCAAGGGACUUGCGUUGCUUGGGAGGGAUUCAUACAACAUUUUGCGUUCUUCAUGUGUAAUCAUAUUGCCAAAGACAAACUACUUCAUCAUUUAUUGUAAAUAACACUUCCCCCAGACCUACCAUAAAGUUUCUGUGAUGUAUUGUCUUCCAGUUGCAAUAAAAAUUACUGAGUUGCAUCAAUUGAAGAUAA
Molecule: messenger RNA, 8083 nt
Organism: Meriones unguiculatus (Mongolian gerbil)
Lineage: Eukaryota; Metazoa; Chordata; Mammalia; Rodentia; Muridae
Gene: Foxn3
Product: forkhead box N3
Exons: 8
Coding region: 470-1906 (478 amino acids)
Biological process (GO): regulation of DNA-templated transcription
Cellular component (GO): nucleus
Molecular function (GO): DNA-binding transcription factor activity; cis-regulatory region sequence-specific DNA binding
Source: RefSeq, a predicted model, not a curated record